CCCUGAAUCUCAUCUCCUGCUCCAAAGCUCUUCAAUGGCGUCUCAUCUCCUCCAUCUCCUCCCCAAUCCCUUCAUCUCCUCCUUCAAUCCCAAGUACCCAAACCCUAAUAAGAGGACAAUCCAAACCCUACGUUCAAAUCCUCCAUCAAUCCGAGCUUCCCUCCCUCCCCAUCCCUUCUCCUCCCCUCCCUCCUUCCUCCCCCUCCCCAAACACCCUCCUUUCAUCGCCGCUGCCGGCCGGAGCAAGAAGAACCCUGCCGGACGCAUGGAAGGCAACGCCGAGAUCCGCCGCCAAGCCAAAAUCGCUGGCCGCCGUCGAUCCCGCCGCAUCGCCCAAAACCUCUUCUACCGCAAGUACGGCCCCAACGCCAACAAUCCCGACCGGUUCUCUGACGAGGAGCUCCAGAUGAUCGGCCUCGGCUACGACCGCAUGGUCCGGUUCAUGGCCCCCGACGACCCUCGCCUUCGCCACCCCUACGACUGGUACAAGUACGGCCAGUACGGUCCUUACUCUUGGCGCGGCGUCGUCAUCGGUCCUCCCAUCCGCGGCCGCUUCUCCGACGAGCGUGUCACGCUCAUUGGAGAGGUCCGCGACCACGAGGAGUGGGAGCUCAUCGAGCAGUUCGAUAUGUCGUCGGAGUUCUCCGAGCGGCUUGAAUCCAUGGAUAAAAACGUCGGCUUUCGCUACUUCUGGGUGUUCGUCCGGCACCCUAAGUGGAACUCCUCUGAGCUGCCAUGGCAGCAGUGGACGCUGGUCGCCGAGGUUGUGCUCGAGGCCGGGAAGGAGCGUCUAGAUAAGUGGAGCUUGAUGGGGCGGAUGGGGAACAAAGCGCGCGCAAUGGUCACCCAAUGCGCCGCCUGGUUCCGGCCGGACAUCAUCUAUGUCAAGCGUCCUAUGUACCAGUGCCGCUUUGAGCCACAAGAGGAUUUCUUCAAGCUUCUCGGACCACUGCUCGAUCCCGAGACCGAAAGUCAGUACCUUUUUGAACUGGAGCGUGAGGAUGGGAGGAUUGAAUUGUGUACUUACUUUGCAGGGCUUUGCAAGAUUGUGAGAGUGAACCCCAAGUCUUAUGUAGAUGAUGUUGUAAAUGCCUACGAGAAGUUAAGUGAUGAGAGGAAGUCAAAAUGUUUGGAGUUCUUGCUUGGGAAUCAUCCCAUGGAGCUCUUGCAUCCUUGGACUAAGGAGUGGAAGGCCAAGUUGGAGGAGUUGGAGCUUGGUUGUGAUGCUCCUGAUGACAGUGAUGAUGAUUUGGGUGAUGGAGAUGAGAACCGGAUUACCGAUUGGAUUGAGGAGGAGGAUGGGGAUGGGGAUGGGGAUGGUGAUGGUGAUGAAGUGAUUGAUGUUGGAGAGAAUGUGGAUGAUGAUGAUGAUGAGCCCAAGGAUCCUGAAGAGCCUGAGGAGAAUCCGGAGUAUUGGAAUGAGCAGUGGGAGAAGGCGAUUAGGAGUCCGCAAGAAAUGGAGAAGUUGGUGACGAAAAGUUUGGAGAUAUCGACAAAGUUAUACAGUAGUCAAAUGGACCAAGAACAAGAUAUGAGAGCAAAUGAAGUAGGAAAUAGAAGCAGUGUGAGUGUGGAUUUGGAGGAAAGUAGAGCAGAACAGGAGAAUGCAGGAUAUAAAGGUUCAGCUGAUUUGGAUGAAAGUAGAGAAGAAUGGGAGAAUGUAAGAUAUAAAGGUGGCAGAAUGAAGGCUAAGAGAAGCCGAGUCCCGCCGGAGUUGUUUUUGAGAGCUGCCGUCCGGCCCUUCACAUACCGGAAUCUUGUGAAAGAGAUUGUUCUUACGAGACAUGCUAUUGUUGAAGGAGAUAUCACUGUAAAGGACUAAAAGGAAUUUGCCAAAGAUAAAACAUUUCCUGUUGUCUGAUGCCAACUCCGUCUUUGAAGCUAAUGUGAAAGCAACCAUGGCCAACAUUUAAACAGCAAUUGCCACUGCCAAGAAGGCAAAAGAUGACCCUUCUCUGGACUCUUCAAUGAAGCCUGAGCUCAAUGUUUCUGUCGAGUUCCACAUGAGUUCUCUAUUCAGGUACAAAAAAGUUCUUGAAGAUGAUGGCUAACAUUGUUGGGCAGGCAUUCAGGCAGGUUUGGCUUAUAUACAUCAUUCAUUAUACAGAUGCUGCAAAUCCCAUAUUCUUGGUUGUUCUUCGUGCCUUUGAUUCCUACCAAUGAUGACCUCCGAUAGAUUGCUCUCAACUGCAUUGAUUUCAGCAAGAUCAUUUCUGAUGAGCAUUAGUACUCAAACUUGAUACUUUUUUGAUGUCUCCCCUCUAUAUAAUAUGCUUUUAUCUUGUUUAGUUUGAUUUGAUUUGUCCCUAUGGAUGUGUAUUAGUGCAUUCUUUUAGAUAUACAAGGGAGUGAUUUGUGAUGUUCUUAAGUUCCUCAUCACUGAAUCUGAUUGCAAUUGAUGUUUUUAAUUGGCAAUAUAUAAACUUUUGUAGCUCAACAAUGUUCAUGUUCACUGUGUUGAACUUUGGGAUGAAAUUGAA
This is a messenger RNA of Dioscorea cayenensis subsp. rotundata (Guinea yam), 2480 nucleotides long. RefSeq lists its product as uncharacterized. The record is from RefSeq and is a predicted model, not a curated record. Bases 35 to 1822 code for a protein of 595 amino acids. The transcript has 3 exons. Lineage: Eukaryota; Viridiplantae; Streptophyta; Magnoliopsida; Dioscoreales; Dioscoreaceae.